Messenger RNA from Hydra vulgaris (swiftwater hydra), 981 nucleotides. RefSeq lists its product as uncharacterized. Gene Ontology annotation, molecular function: protein binding. The record is from RefSeq and is a predicted model, not a curated record. Lineage: Eukaryota; Metazoa; Cnidaria; Hydrozoa; Anthoathecata; Hydridae.
AUGGAAAAAUUGAUUCAUCAAGGUGAACCUUACCUUAGUGUUGCUGAUACUUUACAAAAUCUAGGAGGUUUAUAUAAACUUGUUGGAAAAUAUGGUUUGGCAAUUAAAUAUUGCGAGGAGAGUCUAAAAAUGAAAAAGUUCAUUUAUAAAGAUGAGCAUAAUCCAUGUUAUUCUAGUUCUUUAAUGUUUCUUGGAUUAAUUUACGCUGAUGCAGGUGAUUAUGAUCAAGCAAUUAACUUCUCUAUUCAAAAUCUAAAUUUAAACAAAAUAAUUAAUCAUAACCAACCGCAUCCUGAUAUUGUUGAUUGUUUAAACAAUCUUGCAUUAGUUUAUUGCGAAAAAGGGCAAUAUGAUCAAGCAAUUAUUUGCUAUGAGCAGAGUCUAACAAUGAAUAGACUUAUCUACAAGGAUAAACCUCACCCUAGUGUUGCAUAUUCUUUUAAUAGUCUUGGAUUAUUUUAUGUUAGUACAGAACAGCAACAUCCAGAUGAUGCUCAUUCCUUAUAUAGUCUUGGUAUAGCUUAUUAUUCUAAGGAGGACUAUGAUCAGGCAAUUCACUACUAUGAGCAAAGUAUACAGAUGAAAAAGUUCAUCCUUCAAAAUCAACCUCAUCCUAGUAUUGCUGAUAUUUUAAAUAAUCUUGGAUUAGUUUAUGCUGCUAAAACACAAUACGUGGAGGCAAUUUAUCACUAUGAGCAAAGCCUAGAAAUGAAAAAACUUAUCUACAAUGAUCAACCUCAUCCUAGUUUUGCUUUUUCUUUAAACAAUCUUGGGUUGGUAUAUGUUAACAUAGAGCAAUAUGAACGAGAAACUAAAUAUAUUAAGCAAGCUUUGGAAAUCAUUCAAGUUUUUGAAGACCAUCCUUAUGCAGCUGGUAUAAAAAGUAGUUUUCAAAAAAUAGCCACGACAUAUGCUGAAAAAUCUUCUUCAAAUUCGCAGGAAAUACUCUCAGCAAUGCUACAACAACAAUCAUCAAGCUAG